This is a messenger RNA of Fusarium vanettenii 77-13-4, 2751 nucleotides long. RefSeq lists its product as uncharacterized. The coding region runs from base 1 to 2751 and encodes 916 amino acids. The record is from RefSeq and is a predicted model, not a curated record. Lineage: Eukaryota; Fungi; Ascomycota; Sordariomycetes; Hypocreales; Nectriaceae. The transcript has 2 exons.
AUGGUUUCUUCAGGCAGUGUCUUCUCUGCCACUCUACAGGAGAUCACCAACACCAAGCUUGAUGAACUCUCCAAGAGACGUUCUCGCUUUGAGGAAGCAAAGUCUUCCAUACUUGCCUCUAUCCAGACCGAGGAUGAUGCCGUCAAGCGUGUCAUCACCUUGAGUGAUGGCGUCAAGAAGUGCUUCGACAUCAAGCUCGACAAGACCGGCAAGGUCAUGACCGAGCAGACGGGGCAUGGAGCACUGGAGAUUGAGCUCAAGAACCUCGAUCGCUUUCUCGACCAAGCGAAAUGUGACCCGUCAGUCUCCUCAAAGAUGUUGGAUGCCUGGCAGAAGUCCCUCCUUCGUCACUUGGACAUGCAGUCCCUUCAAUUUCAGUACGCUGCUUUAUACGCACAGCUUGUCACUGAGUGGCUGUCGGGUGAUAAAGAAGAGGAGGGUGCUGGUGAUGAUGUCGAGAUGGGUGAACCCUUUGAGGAUGUUGGUAGCGCCGCCAAAUUGGAGUCUAGGAUGAAAUGGGAGGGCGUGGCGUUUGAGGCUGCUGAUGUUGACGAGACUGCACUGAAGCAGUACCUGGAUCACCUUUUUGGCGUUGACAACAAACACAAAAAAUACGUUGCCAGCGCCCUGAAGAAACUCCGCAGGGCUGUGUAUGCGUUCGAGGCGCAGUUGUCGACCCCCAACCAGUUCAGCGUGCAGACCUUGGGAUGGGUCAUCAGAGGACUCCUGUCGUCUGAUCUUCUCUCCGACGAGAAGCGAGAGGUUCUCAGAGACUUUCAGGGCAACCAUGUCAUCCUCAAGGAGAUUGCUGAUGUCCUUGAUAUGCGCAUCAGUGCCCUGGGUUCGUGGAACUGGAGCUCUGACGCGGUUCCACUCGAGAUGAGACGAAAGAUCAGCGGUGUUUACAACGUCCACCUUCAGGAGGAUCUUCUCAACGCCAUUUUCCUCCAGUACAUCGGUGUCAAGUGGAGUGUCUUUUUCAAAGGUGUCUUUCAGGACUUUCGUGACUGCGAGGAUGCCUGGAAGUCUACGCGUGCCGAUAUCCCCAAGAUCGACAAACGGAGACUCGGUUACUACCUCGGACCUCUGUCGGAUUCUCCCUCACUGCAGUCUGCCAGGACCAAGAUUUACAACUCCAAGUUCUUCAUGACUCAGCUCAUGGAUAACUUGGAGCAGGGUACGGAGGACGACGACGAUGAUGAGGAUGAGGAUGACAGUUAUGAUGAUGAUGAGGACGAUGAGGACGACGAGCCACUGGGAGAGAGAAACCCAAUGACUCUCAAGCAAGAUCUCUUGCAUCUGUUGUCGACGGAGAUCAACAUCAACACCCAGCUGUACGGUGAGCUGACAGCCUUUCAUUCCGUCUUUGACAACUGGAACUCCCUCCUUCCGCACCAGACCGUGUGCACCAUCCUCGAGUACUUUGGUGUGUCCGAGAAGUGGCUUGGCUUCUUCAAAAGAUUCCUCGAAGCUCCUCUGAAGUUUGUCGAUGACGAGAAUGCAACCCCACGCCAGCGACGCCGAGGAGCACCGACUUCGCAUGUGCUCAGCGAUGUCUUUGGCGAGACGGUUCUGUUCUGUCUUGACUUUGCUGUCAACCAGUCUACUUCUGGAAACAGACUCUGGAGGGUCAAAGACGACGUUUGGUUCUGGACCCAUGAUCACAAGAUGGCCGUCAAGACAUGGGAAGUCCUGGACGAGUUCAAGACCAUCACGAGCACAGAGAUCAACACUAAAAAGAGCGGUACCAUCCGAGUUGCCAAGGACCGUGAUAUGACGCUUUCCAUCGAUGAGUCCCUCCCCGAAGGCGAGAUUCGCUGGGGCUUCCUCCGUCUCUCGCCGCAGACUGGAAGGUUCGAGAUUGACCAGAAGAUGGUGGACUCGCACAUUGAUGAGCUUCAUAAGCAGCUUCACGAUAAGCGCAAGAGCAUCCUCGCCUUCAUCCAGACUUGGAACUCGUACGCUGCCACGUUUUUCACGUCAAACUUUGGCAAGGCAGCGAACUGCUUCGGCCAAGAGCACGUGGACAACAUGCUCUCUACUCAUGAGCGCAUCCAGCGGCAGGUCUUUUCUAAGCUGUCGGGAGACGGCGAGGAAAAGGUGACCAGUGUUGCUGAGUAUCUGAAGAAGGAGAUGAGCCGACGCUUCGGCAUCGAAAACAUUCCUGACGGGUUCCUCUACUUCCCUGUCGACCUCGGAGGUCUGGACCUACAGUCCCCAUUCGUUUCACUCCUACAGAUCCGCGAACAGGUGUACAAGUCUCCCUUGGAACCCAUCAUCGCCUUUGAAGAAGCAGAAGUCGAAUCCUACAAACGUGCCGAGAAAGCCUUCCUCAACGGAAGCAUCAACAACGAACGCUACUCCCUCGACGACCCAGACUGGAAACCAAAGUCCGAACACGACCAAGAGAACUUUAUGCCGUUCGACGAGUACAUCCGCUACAGAGAAGACUUUGAGUUCAACCACUACCGCAGGAGCCAGAAGCUGCGUAGCGUGUUCCGUCGGUUGAUGACGCGUCCCGAGGAGAAGAGCAUAGACAAGGAUGACGGAAAGGUGUGCUUGGCUCUUGAUAAUGUCAGUAGCAUGUCCAAGAUUCGUAGCUGGCAUGGUAUGGAGCCGUAUUGGAGGUGGGUGGCCAUGGUGUACGGGCCAGAGAUUGUUGACCGCUUUGGGGAGCUGAACAUUGUCGAUUCGGGGCUUUUGCCCAUGGGCAUGGUCAGUGUGUUUAGGAACAAGCGUGUCAAGUGGUAG